AUGCCUUCCGUAAUCGCCAAAAUCCUUGUCGCGGCCCUCGCCGCUGGCGCCGUCAAUGCUCUCCCUCAGCCGGUUCCGUCUUCUACCACAACUACCCUGCAGCCCGUUGCCUCCACCACUGCAGCGCCUGCGCCAGUGCAAACCGACUUCUCCGCCCUGAUCUCCGAGCUUCAAGACGCCCCCACCGCCAUCGACCGCUACAAGAAACUCUUCACCUCCGGCGGUGCGCUUCUCCCUAAAGAGGAGCUGCAGCAAAGAGUCGUGUUCGACUUCAAUGGCGCCACGCCCGCCAACGGCGCCAAAGGCGGCGCCCUCAAAGCUGCCAACAUCGCCACCUUCCCCGUCCUCACGGACCUCGGCAUCUCAACCACAAUGGGCUUCCUCAACCCCUGCGGCAUCAAUACCCCUCACACGCAUCCACGCGCGACCGAGUUCCUUACCGUAGUCGAUGGCUCCCUCGACUUCGGCUUCAUCGUCGAGAACGGGCUUGUGGCUGCGGGCAAUAGCGCCGAGGUCACUGGCCACAUCGCCAAAUUCCAGGGCGCCGUCUUCCCUGUCGGUAGCAUCCACUACCAGUUCAACAAUGGCUGUGAGCCGGCGACGUUUGUGGCAAGUUUGAACAACGAGGAUCCGGGCACCAGCCAGGUCGCGCAGAACUUCUUUGGCCUGAAUGCGGGCGUUGUGGCGGCUACCCUGGGUUUCCCUGACGCGCUCGAGGGCGCGGAUAUCGAGAGUUUUAGGGCGCUGAUUCCGGCCAAUGUUGCGCAGGAUGUUGAGGUUUGCUUGGCGAGGUGUGGCAUUGCGAAGCGGUAG
Molecule: messenger RNA, 813 nt
Organism: Coniosporium apollinis CBS 100218
Lineage: Eukaryota; Fungi; Ascomycota; Dothideomycetes
Exons: 2
Coding region: 1-813 (270 amino acids)
Cellular component (GO): cell wall
Molecular function (GO): manganese ion binding
Source: RefSeq, a predicted model, not a curated record